Pygocentrus nattereri (red-bellied piranha) is the source of this 5623-nucleotide messenger RNA. RefSeq names its product polymerase (RNA) mitochondrial (DNA directed) (gene polrmt). Gene Ontology annotation, biological process: mitochondrial transcription. Bases 55 to 4041 code for a protein of 1328 amino acids. Gene Ontology annotation, molecular function: mitochondrial promoter sequence-specific DNA binding; protein binding; DNA-directed RNA polymerase activity. The transcript has 21 exons. The record is from RefSeq and is a predicted model, not a curated record. NCBI's taxonomy places the organism in Eukaryota, Metazoa, Chordata, Actinopteri, Characiformes, Serrasalmidae. Gene Ontology annotation, cellular component: mitochondrial DNA-directed RNA polymerase complex.
GUCGAAGUCGACUAGUCGAGUCUGAAGCGCAAUGGUUGCCUACUGAGGGAGAUAAUGCGGUUGCUGUUGAACUCUCAACGGUCUGUCAAAAUGUCUCUUUUAAGACUCUGUUCCUUUCCGAAAUGUCUGGCUGGUAGACUCGUGGCCGAGAGAAACGUCCGCCACCUACUGAAUGUCGAGCACUGUCUGCUCUGCCUCAGGAACAGGAGUCAUUACGAGAGAGGAAUACGAGACAACCCAUGGACAUCACAGAGAAGACAGUACUCCGCUAUUCCAAAGAAAGAUGAUGGAAACAAACGAAUGUGGGAACAGUCACAUUUAUUAGAUGUUCUUGAAGCUCGGAUCCAGCAGUUACAGUCCGAUGUCCUUUUCGAUGUGAAACAUUCAAAGGUGGAAUUUCUCAAAAUGCCGCAGAGAGACAAAGGACCUUCACCCAGUAAGAGUCAGAAGACACGACCGGGAGAGAAGACAGAACUUCCAAAAGCUGGACCGUCCAAUAAAAAAGGAGCUACUACAGACAAUCCAUCCACCAAAACUCAUACAAGCCGCUGGUUUGAGAAGCUUAAUCGUGAGAAGUGGAAUAGAACUUCAAAACAAUCUUCUCUUCAGCAGAAUGUCCCUGACAAAUUAGCGAAAAGCAGCAAGGGGAAAAGCAACAAAAAGCAGCAAACAAUGAAAAGCAGCAAGGGCAGUAUGAUGCUUCCGGGCUCAUCUAUGAAGUCCAUUUCAGCAGUCAAAAGAAGCAAACCAGUAACCAAACAAGAGCAUGCAAAACCUGCCGCCUCCCCUGUAUCUCAUUCCAUGCCAAAAGCCUCUGAAAGUCCCGUCAAUGAAGCCAUUCCAGUUCCUGAAGAACUUUCUAGGGAUGCGGAGUUGGCUGAGGUUGAAGAGCUCGAGCAGAUGAUCAAACAGUGGAGCUCAACCGGGACCGAGAAGGUUAUAGAAGUUAAGGAGGUGAAUCGUGAUGCUGAUACCCAGCUGAAUGUCUGCUGCCACUUGGAGGUGUGUGUGUUUAUGGGGGAUUUGGAGCGAGCCCAGCGCUACCUGCUCUUCCACCAUCAAAACCUCUUCAAACGCAAGACACUCACUGUCAGCUCCUACAACAUCAUGAUGAGAAUGUGGGCCAAGAAGGGAUCUCUUCAUCACAUACGUCAGUUGUUCUUUCUAGUGGAGGAAGCAGGACUGAAGCCCAACGUGGCCUCCUACUGCGCUGCCCUAGAGUGCAUGGGCCGUAACCCAGAAAGCUCUUCACGGGUCAUUAGCAGGUGUCUGCAGCAGAUGGAGGAGGACGGCCUGAGUGUGGAUGAUGUGUUUAGGCAGUGCGUGUUCAGACAGGAUGAAAGAGACAUGGUGCUGAAGGCUGUUCGCACAGUGCGGCCUGACUAUGAGCCAUCCGUGACGACAGAAAACACUCUGUGCUCCCUGCCUCUGGUCAAGGACUACUACACACAGAGAGAAGAUGUCAGAUAUCCUAAACUGGACUUCAGUCUGGCAGACCUGCAGGACCGCUUCAAGCGUCAGCUUGCUCUGGAGCAGGCCAACACCAUCACCAUAGACUCUGUGGAGACCAUGAAGCCUGUCAAGGAAAACACUAUCCGAAUGAGGAAACUGUUAGCAGAGCAACGUGCCCACUGGCAAAAAAAUCUGCUCCGGGCUCUGAGAGACAGCAAACUGAUUUUAGGCAAAAGCAAACUGAGGAACUGGAAGACAGACAUCUACCCGUUCCUGUGCAUCCUUCGCGAUGAGGAUUACGUCAACAUCAUGCUGCAGGGUUUGGCCAAACUACCGCCCAGCGGAGAUUCUCUGCUCAACAUGGCGAGGGAGCUGGGCACUGCAGUCCACAACAUCUUCUGCAUCCAGCAGAAGAGUCACAGCCAGGUGGUUGAGAAACUAGCCUGCAUCUACAAUUCAUACACUGAGCUACUUGCUAAAGACACAAAGUCAAGCAGCGUCUUGCCACGGGAACAAUGGAAUAGGCUGGAGGCGGAGAGAAGCGCUGGCCCCUCCCUGCUGAGUGACGACAUGUCCUGGAAACAUGUGUUGAUCAUUCAGCUGGGUAGCUUCCUGGUGGAUCUGCUGGUGCAUGAACUCAAAAUCCAAAACAACAUUCUGAACCCGGCUCAGGAUAAGAAACUCAUCCCUGCGCUCUAUCACAUGUACACCUUCCGCAGCAAUCGACAGAUUGGUUUUAUCAAGCCGCACCCGAUCUUGACGCAAAUCCAGUUGGAAGCCAUGGAGACCAAGCUGACCUUUGACUCCUAUGUAAUGCCCAUGCUGUGUCCACCUGUACCCUGGACGUCACCGAAGAGCGGAGCUUACCUGCUGACGCCCACCAAGCUGAUGCGCACAGUGGAGGGAGCCAUCCAGCACCAGCACCUGCUGGAGAAGUGCCGGAAUGAGGACCUCCACGCCGUGCUGGACUCCCUCAACCAGCUGAGCAGCUGUGCCUGGAAGAUCAACAAGCCCCUCCUAGACAUCAUCAUCUCCAUCUUCAACGACAAGGGCAGUGAGAAGCUGGAUGUCCCACCGCCGGUGUCGGAGGCCCCUGAAAUCCCCCGGUUUAAUCCUCAUGACCCAUCCUACACACCUCAGGAGAAGGCCCACAUGAAGCGGGAAGUGUUAAAGGCCAAAAAGAAGUUUGGAGAGAUGCACAGCCUGCGUAUGGAUGCACUCUAUAAGCUGUCCAUUGCCAACCAUGUGAGGGACGAGGUCUUCUGGUUCCCUCACAACAUGGACUUCAGAGGCCGCACAUACCCCUGCCCACCAUACUUCAACCACUUAGGCAGUGAUGUGACAAGAGCCAUCCUGCUGUUCGCUGAGGGCAAGCCUCUUGGUCCUAAAGGCCUGGAUUGGCUGAAGAUCCACCUGGUGAACCUCACAGGUCUGAAGAAGCGCAGCUCGCUGGCUGGGAGGCUGGAAUAUGCCAACAGCAUCAUAGAGGACAUCCUUGACUCAGCAGACCAUCCUCUCACUGGGAGGAAGUGGUGGAUGGAUGCUGAUGAGCCCUGGCAGACUCUUGCCUGCUGUAUGGAAAUAGCAAAUGCCUCCAGAUCACCUGACCACACCAAGUUCAUCUCCCAUUUCCCUGUACAUCAGGAUGGCUCCUGCAAUGGCCUGCAGCACUAUGCAGCGCUGGGCCGUGAUGUGAUUGGAGCCACAUCAGUGAACCUGAUGCCCUGUGAGUUACCCCAGGACGUCUACAGCGCUGUAGCCCAGCAGGUGGAGGAGUUCCGGGUGAGGGAUGCGGCCAAGGGCCUGAAGAUCGCACAGGUGCUGGAGGGCUUCAUCAGCAGGAAGGUGGUGAAGCAGACGGUGAUGACGGUGGUAUAUGGCGUCACGCGCUACGGAGGAAGACUGCAGAUCGAAAAGCGUCUCAAGGAGAUCGAUGACUUCCCCAAGGAACAUAUAUGGGACGCCUCUCACUACUUGGUGCAUCAGGUCUUCAGUAGCUUGAAGGAAAUGUUCACAGGCACGAGAGAAAUCCAGGAUUGGCUAACGGAGAGCGCAAGACUAAUAGCCAAGUCCGGCAGCACUGUGGAGUGGGUGACCCCACUCGGACUGCCCAUCGUCCAGCCCUACCAUCGUGCUAGGAGCCAUGUGCUAAAGAGCAACAUUCAGUUCCUGAGUCUCCAGAUAAACUACGACAUCCAUGAGAGACCAGACACUGUAAAGCAGAAGAAUGCCUUCCCUCCAAACUUCAUCCACUCUUUGGACUCCACCCACAUGAUGCUAACUGCACUCUACUGCUACAGUGCUGGCAUCACAUUCGUAUCCGUGCACGACUGCUUCUGGACCCACGCUCUCACAGUAGACACCAUGAAUAAGGUGUGUCGUGAGCAGUUUGUGGCCCUCCAUAGUCAGCCCAUCCUCCAGGACCUUUCCAAGUUCAUGCUGCAGAAAUAUUGCUCAGGACCAGUGGGUGAAAGGCAGAACAAGAAGUUUCUGGAGUACUGGAAGAUGAUGCAGCUGCUGGCAAAGGUUCCACAGACAGGUGAUUUUGAUCUGCACAGAGUGAAGGAAUCCACCUAUUUCUUCAGCUGAAGUGAGUGAUGGGCCUCCACAGACUGAGCCAGAGUGUUGUGCGGAUUUGCCCCAUGUAGACAUGCUGGGCAGAGAGACUUCACCAGGCAAAUAGCUCAUCAGACUGAACAGGCACUUCAGACUGAGCAAUCAGUUGCUACUGGUGCUGCUGCUACUGUUGUUAUGGCAUCCACAGGUGCUGGACAGUUCUAGACGUGUGAUUGUGAGAGGGAGAGAGUGAGUCAGGCGGGCAGGUACUGUAUAGCCCUGUAGAUGUGUGUGCAAAUGCUGACUUGGCAAGGUGUGUUUGGGGUUGUGUUUUCUGAAUGGUGUGUCUGAGCGAGUGUGUGUGGGUGCUCAGUCUGCUUUUUCUCCUCUUUGUAAAGACAACUCGGCUAAGUCCUCAUAGAGCGUGAUCAAGGAGUCUGUAUAUACAGAACUGUGACAAAGUCUCAGCACAGAAAAUUGAAUUUAGUGAUGUUCAAAUGCACUAUAUGCCUUACAUUAAUACAGUAAUUAAUUGCAGUAAUUAAUUAAUCUUCUAGACAGCUCACAACAAAGCAAUCACUUCUGAAAAAACAAUUUCUUUUUAAUGUUUACUGAAUUAAACAUGUAAGUCUGAUUCUUCAGAUUCAGUUUAAUUAGAAUUCAGUGCAUCACAAAAUCUCAAAUUUCAUCUUGAUUCCAUUGGAUACAAUUUAGCAGUGCAAUAUAGACAGAAACAUUUGCGAAUAAAUAAAUAAAUUGAUUAUUGUAAUCUGUAUAAUGAAUACAGCCAAUGUGUGUGAGGUAUGUGAGUGCAUCUGCUGCACAGGAGACAGAAGGGAACAGUCAGCAUUUAUAAUCUUUCUGCAUUAGCAUUUCAAUCAUUUAUAAUGCCUUCGAUUUUGACAGUUGACGGACUGUAUAAUCUUUUUCAGUCAAAAUUUUCAGGCUUAUUUAACUUUCAGUCGAAUUUCGUCCAUUUUUGGCAGUUUUGGCCUUAAUUUCAGUGCAUCCCUAAAUAAUUACAAAAUUACUGGUAUAUAACAAUAAUAAUAAUCAUGCAGUUAUUUAUCUGUAUUCUGAUGUCAUAACUUGUUUUUCCAAAGCAAAAUUACUGCACAUACAAGUAGGUUUAAACAGUUGUCUUGGCUGGCCUAAGACUUUCGCACAGUGCUGUAUGUUGUGUGUGUACAUGUUUGUGGUGCAGGGCAGGACUCAUGAUCCACUCCUCCACUCCUGAGGACUAACACCAGGCUGAUUGAGCACACGGGUCGGUGUCUCAUCGAUCUGUGCUUCCACACCCAAAGGCCCCCACUCUGCCAUUUCUACUCAGUCUUCAUUCACCCCAUCAUCCUAUGGCAACCUGCUGCUCUCGCUCUCAGAACAAGGUAUGGAAGUAUGGAAAAGCAGAAAGGAUGAAUACUGACCUCUUGUGAAUGUUGUGGACGCUGUUCAGAGAGACUCCCUCAAAAAGACACUCAGUAGGCACUUCAUGGAAUAGACUCAUUUUGUGAAUUUUGCCUUUUCUUUUUGGCAGACAUAAGUGGUGUAAUAUAUUUUUGUGCAGAAGUCAGAUCUAAUCAAAAUGUAUAAUAUAAAUAAAGUAUUUUUUAUGCUA